AUGGAGAAGCCCAGUUGGGCUCCCCGGCUCGCUUCCCGGGUUGAGCAGGACGGAUUAGGCAAGGGAGGGGAGGGAGGGGCGGCCGAGAGGUGUGCGGCUAUGAUGCAAGGCCGGAGCAUAUGGCCCAAAUGCUUGGACGCCCUCAACUAUCAGGAGGUGGAGGAGGACAAGGAGGAGGACGAGGACGAGAAGCACGUCCCACCCGCAGUGCACCCAUAA
Gaeumannomyces tritici R3-111a-1 is the source of this 219-nucleotide messenger RNA. RefSeq lists its product as hypothetical. NCBI's taxonomy places the organism in Eukaryota, Fungi, Ascomycota, Sordariomycetes, Magnaporthales, Magnaporthaceae. Bases 1 to 219 code for a protein of 72 amino acids. The record is from RefSeq and is a predicted model, not a curated record. The transcript has a single exon.